Molecule: messenger RNA, 1440 nt
Organism: Triticum dicoccoides
Lineage: Eukaryota; Viridiplantae; Streptophyta; Magnoliopsida; Poales; Poaceae
Product: S-type anion channel SLAH2-like
Exons: 3
Coding region: 1-1440 (479 amino acids)
Biological process (GO): intracellular monoatomic ion homeostasis; transmembrane transport
Cellular component (GO): membrane
Molecular function (GO): voltage-gated monoatomic anion channel activity
Source: RefSeq, a predicted model, not a curated record
AUGGCGUCCAGGGACGCGGAGAGCAUCUGCAGCAUCCAGAUGGCGACGGGGAUACUGGACGGCGAGCUGGACGAGUCUCCGGGAGCGCUUCAGGAUCAAGAUGAUACUCCGUGCUCCGUUUUGUUUAGCAUGCCGGCCUCGCCAUCGGGGCUCCACCCCUUCUCAGGCCGUCUCGAGCGGCAGCUCUCUAUCCUCCGUGGGGUGGUGCCACACGAGCCGCCAACGGACGACAUUGAGCGCGGUGCCGCGUCCAAGAUCUCCGAGGAGCACACCGACGAGGACAAUGACAUUCCCUCCGCCGACCGCUACUUUGCCGCCCUUGAAGGCCCUGAGCUCGAGACCCUUCGGUCAACAGAGGUGGCGGUGCUGCCCAAUGAUGAGCCCUGGCCGUUUCUCCUCCGAUUUCCGAUCAGUGCUUUCGGAAUGUGCCUGGGCGUGAGCAGCCAGGCAAUGUUGUGGAAGACUCUUUCGUCAGAGCACUCCACGGGGUUCCUCGGCGUGAACCCCGCCGUCAACCACGUCCUCUGGUGGGCCUCCGUCGCCCUCACCGUCAUUGUAUCCAUCACGUACCUCCUCAAGGUUGUGUUCUAUUUCGAGGCCGUCCGCCGUGAGUUCCACCAUCCGGUCCGUGUCAACUUCUUUUUCGCGCCCUGGAUCGCUUGCCUCUUCCUCGUCAAGGGCUCGCCCCGUCUAGAGAGGGAGAUAAACCACAUCGUCUGGUACCUCCUCAUGACACCUAUCCUCUGCCUCGACCUCAAGAUCUAUGGCCAGUGGAUGUCUAGCGGUGAGCGCCGGCUCUCCAAGGUGGCCAACCCGUCCAACCACCUCGCCGUCGUUGGCAACUUUGUGGGAGCACUACUUGGUGCCAAGAUGGGCCUCCAUGAGUUGCCCAUAUUUUUCUUUGCCGUCGGGUUCGCUCACUACCUCGUGCUCUUUGUCACCCUCUACCAGAGGCUUCCCACCAACAUGCAACUCCCCAAGGAGCUCCAUCCGAUCUUCUUCUUCUUCGUCAGUGUACCCAGUGUCGCCUCUAUGGCAUGGGCGAGGAUCUCUGGCGAGUUCAACCAUGGCCCCAAGCUUCUUUACUUCGUCUCACUAUUCCUCUACGCGUCCUUGGUGGUACGCAUCAACCUGUUCAGGGGGGUUCGGUUCUCAUUGACGUGGUGGGCCUACACAUUCCCACCAACGAGCGCCGCGCUAGCCACCGUGUUGUACGCAUCAGAGGUGGAAAACAUGUUGACCCGAGCAUUGGUGGUCGGGCUGGCAGGGAUCGCCACCGUCACAGUCAUUGGAGUCAUGGUCAACACUGUAUACCAUGCCUUUGUGGGUAAGGACCUCUUCCCCAAUGAUGUGUCCAUCGCCAUCAUGAGGCAAAGGCCAAAGUUCAACAAGAUCCUUGCACACCUCCGCUCAUCCAGCCCCGAUGAGGGCACCGUUUAA